Messenger RNA from Myxocyprinus asiaticus (Chinese sucker), 4443 nucleotides. RefSeq names its product adenosine A2a receptor a (gene adora2aa). Gene Ontology annotation, molecular function: G protein-coupled adenosine receptor activity. The transcript has 4 exons. Lineage: Eukaryota; Metazoa; Chordata; Actinopteri; Cypriniformes; Catostomidae. Gene Ontology annotation, biological process: G protein-coupled adenosine receptor signaling pathway; adenylate cyclase-activating G protein-coupled receptor signaling pathway. The record is from RefSeq and is a predicted model, not a curated record. Bases 966 to 2303 code for a protein of 445 amino acids. Gene Ontology annotation, cellular component: membrane.
GUUUUGGCGGCACAAGGGGGACCUACACAAUAUUAGGCAGGUGGUAUUAAUGUUGUGGCUGAUUGGUGGAGAUAUACAUGUAUAAAUAAAUGUGAAGAACAAUCAAUAUUGUGUUCCUCAUGAAUCAUCAAGUUUAUAAUAAAGUCAGCUUAGCGUUUUGCCUUGAAUUUUUUCAGGUGUUAUUUCAUUCCCAGUCCCUAAAGCUUCUUUUCUGGACUGGAAAUUCAGAAAACAACUGGCAAACGCCGUUGUUUCGAAGAAACAGUAUCGUGGUGAAAUCCUGGCCCCCGGCUCUGGAUUGGACAAGCAUGGGCUCUCAUAGGGGCUCUGGAGUCUGUCAUCUCUCAGUAGUGAUGUGAGUACUGAUGCGCACCCAUUCAGAGUCAGACUGCACCGGUUCAAACAACUGACAUUUAAACAUCGGUGAAAUUAAGAAGUUUUUCUUGCGCGGAUCACAGAAGGACUUUCUUUGUCUUUUUUUAUUUUUUAUUUUAUUUUAUUUUUUUAUGAUUACUCCGUCUUCGGUAGUUUCUGGAGUUAUCAAAUCUCAAGAGGUCUGUUUUCCGGUUGAUGGCAUCAUUUCCACUCUCCAUUCUCCAGGGAACACAGUGGAAUACUAAAUGGUGAUAUGAAGAACGGCAAACAACACACGGACUGACGAUUGAACCAUCAGUUCUUUCAAAAUCAGUAUUUUUUGGAAGCUUUUGCCAAUGUGGAUUCUUGAUAAUGCGUGGCAGUUUCUCUCGAGAUAGUAAAUGUUUGGUAUUCCUCAUUUUUAAUUGUCGAAACAAAAAUCUGGACUUUUGUGUUUAAAAGUUACAAAACGAGACUUGGUUAUUUGAACCAAAGGAAUUUCAGUCUUCCUGUAAGGCUGACUCGUAGCCUCUAGUGAGGUAGCUGUUGCCUCGAGCUGCAGCGAUGGACAUUGAGGCGAGGCAUCAUCCCUUCUCCCCAGCAACCUCACUAUGCUGAGCAAUGCCUUCGAUGUGGUGUACAUGAUGCUGGAGCUGCUGAUUGCCCUGCUCUCUGUCCUGGGCAACGUGCUGGUCUGCUGGGCAGUGGGCCUCAACAGCAACCUCCAGAGCAUCACCAACUUCUUUGUUGUUUCACUGGCUGUCGCGGAUAUUGCAGUGGGUGUGCUGGCCAUCCCUUUCUCCAUCGUGAUCAGCACUGGUUUCUGUGCCAAUUUCUAUGGUUGUCUCUUCAUCGCCUGCUUUGUGUUAGUAUUGACUCAGAGCUCCAUAUUUAGCCUUUUGGCCAUUGCCAUUGACCGCUACAUUGCCAUCAAGAUCCCACUAAGAUAUAACAGCCUAGUAACAGGGCAGCGUGCCAAAGGCAUCAUUGCAAUCUGCUGGGUUCUAUCGGUGAUCAUCGGUCUCACGCCCAUGCUAGGCUGGCACAAAGAACGCUCUGGGGAGCCCCUCAACAGCACCUGCCAGCCCGGCAUGAUGGAAUGUUUGUUCGAGGAGGUUGUCGUCAUGGACUACAUGGUUUACUUUAACUUCUUUGCCUGUGUGCUGCUGCCUUUGCUUCUCAUGCUGGCCAUAUACCUGCGAAUCUUCAUGGCUGCACGCCACCAACUCAAAUGCAUUGAGUCCAAGGCCUUGCCGUGUGAGCUCAAGUCCCGUUCUAUCCUGCAGAAAGAGGUCCAGGCAGCAAAGUCGCUGGCUAUCAUUGUUGGAUUGUUUGCGGUGUGCUGGCUGCCUUUGCACAUCAUCAACUGUUUCACUCUGUUUUGUCCGGAGUGUCAACGGCCGCCGGUUAUUAUCAUGUACCUGGCUAUAAUCCUCUCACAUGCUAACUCGGUCGUCAACCCUUUCAUCUAUGCUUACCGUAUUCGCGAAUUCAGACACACCUUCCGAAAAAUCAUGCGCUAUCAUAUCUUGGGCAGACGGGAGCCGCUAUCUAGCAAUGGGAGCACCCGUACCUCUGCCCGAGCAAGCAUGGCAGACUCACUUAGAAUUAAAGUCAACGGGCUGGUGCGAGAUCUCUACACAGAGCAGAGCAGCACAACCAGCAGCUGUGAAAGUGCAGAGCCUGGGCACACACAUAGGAAUACUUCUACAGAAAACUCAAUAUUAGACAACAAGCCUUUAGAAGUCACUAAUUCUCACAGGCAUCGAGCAGACUCUUCUCUAAGGCUUCCAGAGUCAGUGCUCACUGGGAAUAAUCAGGGAACUGCCUGCAGGAAGCAUGCUAUGUUUGAAAUUAGGGAUGGGACAGACCUGUCCUCGUCUCUUCACAUUAAAUCAGUUCUGUGCCUACAAACAGCUCACUGUACUGAGCUCACAGAGGUUUCCUGACAGCUGUAACUCUCUGAAUGAUGGAUUAUGCUCUGUCGUAUUUAUUUGUGGCCCUGCAAGAAAGACGGGCUAAUAUUUAAAAGACAAAGUGUAAACAUUUUUUUGCUUCUUUAAGGACUUGCCAUACACUUUAACACUUGGAUUCUGUGUACAGAGCUUGUUAAUGUGACCAAAAGUGACAAAACUACCCCAGAUAUUGGGCAAAAAUUCCUCCAUAGUGAAUUCCUCAGUUUUUAAUCUGACGUUGACUUGAUUUUGUAGGUAGCCGUAAUUUGUUUAGAUUAGGAAUUUAUUUCAAUUAAUUGAUUUUAUACAAAUUUACUCACCCUCAUGCCAUUCCAGAUGUGUAUGACUUUCUUUCUUCUGCUGAACACAAAGAUUUAAUAAUAAAAAAAAAAAUUCAGCUCUGUUGGUCCAUACAAUGUAAGUGAAUGGUGACCAAAACUUUGAAGCUCCAAAAAGCACAUAAAGGCAGCAUAAAGUAAUCCACAUGACUCCAGUGGUUAAAUAUGUCAUCAGAGGCUAAAUGAUAAGUUUUGGGGUUUUGAGUAAACUAUCCCUUUAAUAAAGAUGUUAAUUUCUGACAGUGAUUAAUUUAAUUUCUCUAUAUAAUAUUUUUCUUUCUUUUUUUUUUUUUCAUUUUUAUUUGGAUUGUUUUGGUAGGAUUCAUGAUAAUGAGUCUGGUGAUGGUUGAUUCAGAAGUAAUAACUUAAUCCAGUGGGCAUGAACAAACUAUUGUAUAAGUGCAACCUUAGUAACUGCACUACGAUAUAAACAUGAACCCAAAUAUUGGUAUGCAUAUGAAAUAAUACCCAUCGAGCACUGCUUUUAGAUGGCUAAUAGGAAUUGGUAGAGCAUUAAACCACCGCUGUAGCAAAACAUUCGAUCACAGGACAGUUAAAACAGUGUCAAAAUGUUUUCACUGGUGUCAUCAACAGCUUGCAAGAGUUAGCUGAUGGUUACCAGUACUAUUUAUGACCCAGUUUCUAAGCAUUUGGUACAAAUGAAAAGGUUUAAUCUGUUCAGUGUUAGGUAGUCUGGUGGAAGACUGUAUUCCAUAAGGCUGGCAGAUGUCUAUACUAUAAAGCAUUGCAACUCUUCAUAAAGCAUGUCUAUAAGUGCUGAUAAGUCUUAUGCAAGCUCUAUGGUGAGUUUUAAGCAGUGUUGCUCUUUUAUUCUUUUACUUCUUUUAGUGUUGUUUUUAAUGGAAGUUCAUUCACAUAGAUAAAAUGGAAUUUUAUCUCAUGUGAAUGUGCUUUUGUUGCACAUGUCAGAUUUUGUACUACCCUGCCAAUGUUGAUGAAUCAUAUGAUUUCUUUUUUAAUCCAUUUUGCUUGUAUUUUGUGCUAAUUAUGUCUGCCUUGUCAUAAUGUACAAGAGAUCAGGUCAUCCAGUUCUGAAGCACAGAAACAGCAAUGUGAACACAUUUUCCUUUAACACAUGAAUAAAUGACAAUUACUCAGCAGCAAAUGGAGGUCUUUUAUCAAAUAACAUGAGUGAGCACACACAGUUCCCUGAUUAUAUAAUGUAUUUAAAGAUAAUAGAGUUUGAAAGAUGUUUCUGUAACAUCCAGUUAUGACCUAAUCAUAAUUUUCAAACCAAACAAUUAUUGUCAUGUGUGAGUAUCUACUGGGUCUCAGCAGCAACCAGACUAGGAGAGACAGGGGCAAAUAGUCACAUGGGGAGGUUGUCAGAAAGGCUAUCUCUCAGUGUACUGGCAGCGGCCCUGACUGCUCCAGGCGAUCGGAUAGGAGCCCCUCCUCCCCUCGUGGUCGGCGGCCGUUCCUCCGCUCUCAGGCAGCCAGACUCCUCCGUUCCCCGGCGGAUGGCCACGGCCGCUCUGUUGGGGUGGAUGGUAGUGGCAAGGACUCUACUACGGCACAUCCCUCCUCCUUCCCGGUUUUCGGCACCAGCGUACAGGGAUUAGAGGGAAAAGAGGAGGCGAGAACCGGCUUGAUAAUAUAAAUAAUAGUUUAAUAAGAAACUGAACCAAAAAGACAAACACACACAGGUGUCAGGCAGCUGCCCUUAACUCUCUCUCUGUUGCACUGCCGUCUCCGGUCGCCUUUAUCCCUCUCGGGCUUAAACAGCCUAAUUAGGGGCCGGGUGUGCGGAAUCACGGCCCGGCCCCGCCCUCUGC